Messenger RNA from Bursaphelenchus xylophilus (pine wood nematode), 561 nucleotides. Lineage: Eukaryota; Metazoa; Nematoda; Chromadorea; Rhabditida; Aphelenchoididae. The record is from the annotation of a GenBank genome assembly.
AUGCCACCGAAAAUGCGCUCCGAGUCCAAGAAAUCGUCGGCGAUCCACAAGCCUCGAGAAAAGGUGGAACGGAGAAAUGCCCGGGAACGCCAGAGGGUAAAGCAAGUGAAUGCCGGAUACGAAUACUUGGGUCAGAUGGUAAGCUUGUUACUUCUGAGGUCUAUUUUUGAUUACCUUUAUUUUAAACGGUUUUGUAUUUAUCGACCGCCAAUUCCCUUUCUGCUGUAGUAAUCAUUUUGUUUUUAGUUGAACGAAUGGGAACUCUACAAAAACAAGAAACUGACCAAGGCGGAUACCCUCAAAGCAGCCAUCCAGUACAUCAAACAUCUCGAGAGUCUCCUCGGCCCCUCUGCCUCCAAAGACCAAAGUAGUUCUUCGGUAUCAGCCGUAUCUUCUGCAUCUCCCUCUCCAUUCUCCGCAAUCCAAACACCCAAUCAACAGAGUCCUUACCAGCCUCACCAAUCGCAACCGUACCCUCCGCAAGACUCAUAUCAGAUGUACGAUAUCAAAUCAGAGGUCUCUCAGUACUAUUACAAUAAUCAGCAAUACUUCCAUCAGUGA